AUGUGGAGGCUUGCAAUGCGUCUUGCCGCAGCUCUCUCGUGCGCGGGGGCUCAGCCGUCUCCCACCCCCACUGCCGCUGCUCCUUUUUCCCGUGGUUGGCGUCAAGACUGGCUUCGACAAUUUACAGGACGUCUACCGGAGAGGCUCAACAUCAACACGCUGUGGGCCCGGGGAGGGCCGCAGUGGGAUCUUUAUGUACUCACUCUGUCAGAACUUCAGGCCCUCCACGAGACUGACGAGCUCUCGUUCGGCAUUACUGAAAUUCAUGGGUUUCCUCACAGUGCGUGGAACGGCGUCGGUCAUGUAGACGGCGCUCCUAUCACACGCUUCUGUCCUCACGGCCAAGUAUUGGUUUUCCAUGCGGUCAGAAUUGCGGGCCAGUAUCCUCCGGACCUCCUGCCCGAGUAUGUCGCCGCGGCCCAGACAUUGCGGCACCACUACUGGGACCGGGCGUCAGAUCCCACUCUGCCUCCUGCCAUCUGCGAAUCCACUGUCACUGUUAGAGCCCCGUGUGGCAUUUCGGAGAUCGCCAACCCUCUGUACAGCUACCUCUCUCAGCGCCCCGCGGUCGAGUCCGGGUUCGGCGGCUUCCUGGCUACCCGGCCUCACACCAUCCGGUGCCUUGGCGACGGCAGCACACCCAGCAGCGUCACGGACUCUAAUACUCACAUGAGCUCGAUCGCAGAAGAUCUGACCAGUGAAGUGUACGAUAUCUUCGCCAGGACCAAGGCAUUUGACAGCAUCGGAUGGCGCGUCUCAAGCUUCGAGUACCCGCACAAUCGUGUCCACAUGUGGGCGGUCUGCAACAGGACUUUUUCGGACGUCAACUGGACCGCGUUUGAUCCCGUGUUCAUGUUGCAUCACUGCAACCUUGACCAGCUCGUUGCGAUGUGGCAAGUGGUUAACUCCAGAGAGGCGAUCUUCACGGUUACCGCAAACUCCACCGGCCGGUACGUAACGCUUAAGAUCACGACCGAGUCGGCCGACAGCCCGUUGAAGCCGUUCUACGACCAAAACAUCAACUUCCACACCAGCAGUUCCGUGGCAAACAUUACCACGUUCGGGUACACAUACCCCGAAAUGCCCGAGUGGAAAAUGCCGCCCGAAGCGCGCGCCGGCCACGCCAGGGCACAGGUCAACUCGUUGUACAGCCGAAGCGAAAACGUAUCGACCAGUCGAAGGCCGUCUUAAUAAACACGGGAUCUGCUGACCAUCCGGCGAAGUUGAGAACUUACUACUACACGGCCGAGUCAUCGUAGACAGGAGGGAGAUGCCCCUUCCGGCCAGUGUGGGACUGCUGGUUGGAGACCAGGCCGUUGGGCACAUGGCCCUCCUGGCCACGCAGCGGGACGGGAUGGCGUCCUUCAGCUUGCCACUGCGGGACAUACCCUUCGGGAACCAAAGCAUCAGGGACUUGCCGCUUCCCCAGGCCGCCGCCUUCCUACAGCGGACCUGACCGUCGAAGUGCGAACGAUCAAGGGCGACGCAGCCCCCCUCAGUACAAUCCCAAGCCUGCAUAUCGAAAUCCAAGCCACUGACUACCUCCCGCGGGCAUGCGACUCGGCGUUCCGUGUCUUUGGAAAUGCAAUGAGAUGGCCGGUCGAGGUGCGCCAGCACCGAUCGCCGUGAUGGUGUUGUCAGGCGUUAAUCCUUUUCUGCUGUGUCACCACUUUUGGCGGGGUAGAUUCUGCUCCCUUUAUGCGCCUUCCAUGUUUUGGAGCGGGAGGGGGAACGCUGACUCCUCUGUGUCGAACCAAUGCUGAGGAGGUUUCAUCCAGGUUGUGUAACACCACGUUGUCGGGCAUUUACAGGAGAUGGGAGAGCGAGGGGUGUUAGUUCGUCAUCAGGCAGAUGGAAAAUGGCGUGAUGGCGAGGCUCUCUUUUAAACCUCGGCUGUGGUUGGUGGGAGACUGCUCUCUGCCCGUAAGAGUCGAGUUGUAAUAGAUAAGGAAACGUCAAGGGGCCAAGGUAAAAUGGAACCCAGGUGGUGGGAUCCUCCCCAGUUUCCAAGAGUCUUUUGCUGG
Molecule: messenger RNA, 2024 nt
Organism: Thermothielavioides terrestris NRRL 8126
Lineage: Eukaryota; Fungi; Ascomycota; Sordariomycetes; Sordariales; Chaetomiaceae
Exons: 7
Coding region: 1-1191 (396 amino acids)
Molecular function (GO): oxidoreductase activity
Source: RefSeq, a predicted model, not a curated record